UGGCGAUGCAGUUGGAAAGCGUUGAACUCUGCUUUCCACAACUCCCUAACUCUUCCUGCAAGAAGCCGGUGCCUCCUUCUUUUGGCACUGUGCUUAUUUACUUAAUUAUGUCCGUCAUCUCUCUGCUCACUGUGGCUCUCAACCUGCUGGUCAUCAUCUCCAUCUCACACUUCAGGCACAUAACCUUCACAGCAUAUGAUAAACAUGUUGCUAUACUGUCUUUAGAUUUGUAGGAAGAAGUGGUUUCCUGAGAUCAUUCCAUCAUUCUUGAUCAUUACUGCUUUUUGCUUGACUGUUAUUGAUCACAUUUGCUGAUUGUCUGAACAAUGUUGAUAUUCUCUCACUGCAGACAGCUCCACACACCCACCAACCUCCUCCUCCUCUCUCUGGCUGUCUCAGAUUUUCUUGUCGGCAUCUUCGUGCAGCCAGUUGAAAUCCUGGUGAAACAGACCUGCUGGAUGCUGGGUGACCUCAUGUGUUCACUGUAUUAUGUUCUACCUUUAAUCAUACUCUCUGCCUCCGUGGGAAAUAUGGUGCUCAUAUCCAUCGACCGUUACGUGGCCAUUUGUGAUCCCCUGCAUUACUCCAUCAAAGUCACUAAUAAAGCUGUAAUAAUAUGUGUUUUACUCUGUUGGAUUUGUUCUUUUUUCUUUGCCCUUAUUCUUCUAUUUGAUAACCUGAAACCCCCGGGCAAAUAUAAAUCCUGCUAUGGUGAAUGCGUGGUCAAGAUUGUAGUAAUUGUUGAAGUUGCUGUCAGCUUCAUUAUUCCCAUUACUGUCAUCAUUGUUCUAAAUAUGAAAGUAUUUGUGGUGUCUGUGUCUCAGGCUCGAGGAAUGAGGUCCCACAUUGCAAGUGUCUCACUCAAGCUUUCCAAGACUCUGACGGAUAAGAAAUCGGAGAGAAAAGCAGCCAGGACUCUUGGUGUUCUUAUACUUGUGUUUCUGAUAUGUUACUCUCCAUUUUACUGCAGCGCUCUCACACACUACAGUGGCUUGACCACUUCUUCAAAUGAGGCCACCCUGAUUUCUGUGAUGUAUUUUAACUCGUGUGUAAACCCCAUCAUUUAUGCCCUUUUCUACCCCUGGUUUAAAAAAACUAUUAGAUUUAUUUUCUCAUCUCAGAUGCUGCAGCCUGGCUCCCGAGAUGCCAGCAUACGGUAGAAAGACUGUGGAAUGAGUGCAAAGGCUGCCGUCCUCACGUUGUGUUUGUGUGUGUCAAUAUAUGAA
Cyclopterus lumpus (lumpfish) is the source of this 1226-nucleotide messenger RNA. Its product is annotated as trace amine-associated receptor 4-like. The coding region runs from base 327 to 1160 and encodes 277 amino acids. Gene Ontology annotation, biological process: G protein-coupled receptor signaling pathway. Gene Ontology annotation, molecular function: trace-amine receptor activity. Gene Ontology annotation, cellular component: membrane. The record is from RefSeq and is a predicted model, not a curated record. Lineage: Eukaryota; Metazoa; Chordata; Actinopteri; Perciformes; Cyclopteridae. The transcript has a single exon.